This is a messenger RNA of Prorocentrum cordatum, 1670 nucleotides long. The record is from the annotation of a GenBank genome assembly. NCBI's taxonomy places the organism in Eukaryota, Dinophyceae, Prorocentrales, Prorocentraceae.
GCUGGGAUCAGCGCGUGCGAAAAGGGCAAGCAGUGGCAGCGGGCGCUUGCGCUGCUGAGCGAGAUGCGGGAGACGAUGCUGGAGCCCAACUCAGCUACAGCGCUGGGAUCAGCGCGUGCGAGAAGGGCGGGCACUGGCAGCCGGCGCUGGCGCUGCUGAGUGACAUGUGGGAGGUGCGACUGGAGCCCAGCGACAUCUUUCCUAUUUGGCCGGCGCCGUCAGCUACAGCGCUGGGAUCAGCGCGUGCGAGAAGGGCGAGCAGUGGCAGCCGGCUCUGGCGCUGCUCAGCAAGAUGUGGAAUGCGACUGUGAAGCCCGGCGUCAUCUUCUACAAUUCUGGGAUCAGCGCGUGCGCGAAGGGCGAUCAGUGGCAGCGGGCGCUGGCGCUGCUGACCGAGAUGCGGGAGGCGAAGCUGGAGCCCAACGUCAUCAGCUACAGCGCUGGGAUCAGCGCAUGCGCGAAGGGAGAUCAGUGGCAGCGGGCGCUGGCGCUGCUGACCGAGAUUUCGGAGGCGACGCUAGAGCACAACGUAUUUUCACCUACAGCGCUGGGAUCAGCGCGUGCGAGAAGGGCAAGCAGUGGCAGCAGGCGCUGGCGCUGCUGAGCGAGAUGCGGGAGGCGAAGCAGGAACCGAACUUAGCUAUAAUGCUGGGAUCAGCGCGUGCGAGAAUUGCGAGCAGUGGACGUCGGCGCUGGCGCUGCUGAGCGAGAUGCGGGAGGCGAAGGUGUUGCCCAACGUCAUCUUCAGUUACAGCGCUGGGAUCAGCGCGUGCGAAAAGGGCGAGCAGUGGCAGCGGGCGCUGGCGCUGCUGAGCCAGAUGUGGGAGGCGAAGGUGUUGCCCGACUCAUCAGCUACAGCGCUGGGGUCAGCGCGUGCGUGAAGGGCGAGCAGUGGCAGCUGGCACUGGCGCUGCUGAGAGAGAUGUGGGAGGUGGAGCUGAAGCACGACUCCUAGUCAGCUACAAUGCUGGGAUCAGCGCGUGCAAGACAGGCGAGCAGUGGCCGCGGGCGCUGGCGCUGCUGAGCGAGAUGUGGGAGGCGAAGGUGUUGCCCGAAGUCGUCAGCUACACCGCUGGGAUCAGCGCGUGCGAGAAAGGCGAGCAGUGGCAGCUGGCACUGGCACUGCUGAGCGAGAUGUGGAAGGUGAAGCUGAAGCCCGACUCAGCUACAGUGGUGGGAUCAGCGCGUGCGAGAAGGGCCACCAGUGGCAGCGGGCGCUGGCGCUGCUGAGCCGAGAUGUCGGAGGUGAUGCUGGAGCCCGACGCAUGGUCAGCUACAAUGCUGGGGUCAGCGCGUGCGAGAAAUGCGAGCAGUGGCAGCGGGCGCUGGCGCUGUUCGGCGAGAUGUGGGAGGCGCAGGUAUGGCCCAACGUCUCAGCUACAACGCUGGGAUCAGCGCGUGCGGGAGGGGCAAGCAAUGGCAGCGGGCGUUGGCGCUGCUCGGUGAGAUGUGGGAGGCGAAGCUUGAGCCCGACGGCGUUAGCUACAGUGCUGGGAUCAGCUCGUGCGAGAAGGGCAUGCAGUGGCAGCGGGCGCUGGAGCUGCUCGGCGAGAUGCGGGAGGCGAACCUUGAGCCCGACGGCAUCUCUCCUGCAGUGCAGGAACCGCUACGUGCCAGAAGGUGCUGUGUUUCAACCUUCUUCCGAACCGUCCUGUGGUUUUGGGUCCUCG